Messenger RNA from Aspergillus campestris IBT 28561, 4789 nucleotides. It is a transcript of the gene mdr1, whose product is annotated as ABC multidrug transporter Mdr1. The record is from RefSeq and is a predicted model, not a curated record. Gene Ontology annotation, biological process: transmembrane transport. Lineage: Eukaryota; Fungi; Ascomycota; Eurotiomycetes; Eurotiales; Aspergillaceae. Gene Ontology annotation, molecular function: ATP hydrolysis activity; ABC-type transporter activity; ATP binding. Bases 448 to 4467 code for a protein of 1339 amino acids. Gene Ontology annotation, cellular component: membrane. The transcript has 4 exons.
UACGACUUCAAAAAUCCUAAAAUAAGUGACUUUGCCCUUCCUCCCCCUUUCCUCACCCCUUUCAUUUCUUAUUAUUGUUCUCCCCUCUGGAACGCUCGGGGGCAAGGCACACGGGUCUCAUACCAUUCUCCACACAACAAGGGACGUGUUUGCAUUCCGAGUCCUCACGGUAUUCACGCUGUAUCCACUGGGACGGUCUCCUAGAACACCCUUCGUUAUCCCACCCCCCCCACACGGGGUCGCGGCGUGUUGGAAUUCCACUUCGACGCCCUUCUUGCUACUACCCUUGCUCCCCCAUUAAAGGGGUGAUUAUCAUCUCACCCAGUGCUCCGUCUUUCAAACUUUCUCCGACCUUUUGCAUUCUCGCCUCAUGGAGUAGUGGCUAUCUAGAGUGGCCGCACUGCUUCGCGAUAUCGACAACCCCGACACAGCCUGAGGCCCGACAUCAUGGCGCCGCCGUCUGGAAACAACAAUGUACCCUCCAACGUCCCCGAGGACACACCAUCGACGGUCUCCGGUUCGACAGUAGCCCCCAGAUCGGAGAAAGAAUCAGAUCCGCAGCCGUCACCCGCUAACCAAGUCUCCGUGGGUGAGGGGGAUGACCCGCUGUAUGGCCAUCUCAUGGAGGAUGAGAGGAACGUCCUCAAGAAGCAGCUCGAGGCAGAGGAGGCCAAGGUGUCUUUUUUUCUCCUCUACCGCUAUGCGACGAGGAUGGAUAUCUUCAUCAUCGUCGUGAGCUCCAUCUGCGCCAUUGCUGCCGGUAUUGCACUGCCCUUGAUGACCAUCGUUUUUGGCUCGUUGGCUUCGGGGUUUCAGGGAAUCGCCCUAGACUCCAUUUCCUUCAGUGAAUUCAACCACAUGUUGACGCAGAAUGUGUUGUACUUUAUCUAUCUUGGAAUUGGCGAAUUUGCAACGAUAUAUGUCAGCACCGUUGGUUUCAUCUAUACCGGCGAGCAUAUCACCCAGAAGAUUCGGGAACACUACCUCCAGUCCAUUCUGAGACAGAACAUGGCUUAUUUCGACAAGCUGGGUGCCGGCGAGGUGACGACUCGCAUCACCGGCGACACCAAUCUCAUUCAGGAUGGUAUUUCUGAGAAGGUCGGACUCACCCUGACCGCCGUCGCCACCUUCAUCGCCGCGUUCGUUGUCGCCUAUAUCAAGUAUUGGAAACUCGCCCUGAUCUGUUCGUCGACGAUCGUCGCUUUGCUCCUGGUGAUGGGUGGAAGCUCUCGGUUCAUUAUCAAGAACAGCAAGGACGCCCUGGAACACUACGGUGCCGGCGGCACCGUCGCCGAGGAAGUCAUCAGUUCAAUCCGAAAUGCGACCGCCUUUGGCACGCAGGAUAAGCUGGCCCGACAGUACGAGGUGCAUUUGGACGCAGGUCGGAAACCCGGCACCAGAGUGCAAAUCAUCAUUGGCUUGAUGAUUGGGGCGAUGUUUGGUGUCAUGUUUUCCAACUACGGCCUUGGCUUCUGGAUGGGCUCCCGUUUCAUCGUCAGCCAUGAGGUCAACGUCGGCGAGGUUCUCACCGUGUUGAUGUCAAUCUUGAUCGGCUCCUUCAGUCUCGGCAACGUGAGCCCGAAUGGUCAGGCUUUCGCCGGCGCCAUUGCCGCCGCUGCCAAGAUCUACACCACGAUCGACCGUCCCUCCCCGCUGGACCCCUACUCCGACGAGGGGGAGAUUCUGGAGCAUCUGGAGGGCAACAUCGAGCUCCGAAAUGUUAAGCACAUCUAUCCUUCGCGCCCCGAGGUCACAAUUAUGGAAGAUGUGUCCUUGUCUAUCCCGGCCGGGAAGACCACCGCAUUGGUGGGGCCGUCGGGGUCGGGAAAGAGCACGGUAGUCGGCCUGGUCGAACGGUUCUACUUUCCCGUCAGUGGUGCGGUCCUGUUAGAUGGGCACGAUAUUCAGGGCAUCAACCUCCGUUGGUUGCGCCAGCAGGUGUCUCUGGUUAGCCAGGAACCCGUCUUGUUUGGCACCACGAUCUACCAGAACAUCAAGUAUGGCUUGUUCGGCACGAAAUACGAACACGAGUCCGAGGAAAAGGUCAAGGAAUUGAUCGAAGAUGCGGCAAAGAUGGCCAAUGCCCACGACUUCAUCACAGGUCUGCCUGAAGGCUAUGAGACUAAUGUCGGACAGCGAGGCUUCUUGCUCUCUGGUGGUCAGAAGCAGCGGAUUGCCAUUGCCCGCGCCAUAGUCAGUGACCCCAAGAUCCUCUUGCUCGACGAGGCGACCUCUGCCCUGGACACCAAGUCGGAAGGAAUCGUGCAGGCCGCCCUUGACAAAGCUGCCGAGGGCCGGACGACUAUUGUGAUUGCUCACCGUCUGUCAACCAUCAAAGCGGCCCACAACAUCGUUGUCUUGGUCGACGGCAGGAUUGUGGAGCAAGGUAACCACGAUGAACUGGUCGAUCGCCGAGGCACCUAUCAUGAUCUGGUGGAAGCGCAGCGGAUCAACGAGGCGAAAGAUGCCGAAGCCAUCGAUAUUGAGGACGACGAAGACGACGACGAUGAAGAUGAGGAUCAUGUUCCUAAAGCAGGAAACGUGGAGCGCAUCCAAACCGCGGGCAGCUCUGGCUCUAUGUCUGUGGAUCCCGACGACGAAAAGCUUCAGGUCGAGUUGGGCCGCUCCGGAACUCACAAGUCGGUUUCGAGCGCCAUCAUGUCCAAGAGAGAACCCGAGAAGACCAAGAAAUACUCCCUCUGGGGGUUGAUCAAGUUUAUUGCGUCAUUCAACCGUCCUGAGCUCCCGUUCAUGAUCAUCGGCUUGAUCUUUGCGACUCUUGCCGGAGGUGGUCAACCUACCCAGGCAGUCCUGUUCGCCAAGGCCAUUAGCACACUCUCCCUGCCCGAAAGCAUGUUCGACACGCUUCGGCACGAUGCCAACUUUUGGGCCCUCAUGUUCUUUGUGAUUGGGAUCGUCCAGCUCAUCACCCUCUCGAUCAACGGAACAGCAUUCGCGAUUUGCUCGGAGCGCUUGAUUUGUCGGGCCCGCAGCAAGGCGUUCAGGUCGAUUUUGCGGCAAGACAUCUCGUUCUUCGACAAAGAAGAGAACAGCACUGGCGCCUUGACCUCUUUUCUGUCCACGGAGACGAAGCACCUGUCCGGAGUCAGUGGAGCAACUCUGGGAACCAUUCUGAUGACCGGCACGACUCUAACAGCGGCCAUGGCUAUCGCUCUCGCCAUUGGGUGGAAAUUAGCCCUGGUCUGCAUUUCCGUCGUUCCGGUCCUUUUGGCUUGCGGGUUCUAUCGCUUCCACAUGCUGGCUAAAUUCCAGGAGAGAUCCAAGGUGGCCUACGAAGGGUCUGCAAGUUACGCUUGCGAGGCUACCUCGGCCAUCCGCACAGUGGCUUCGCUCACGCGCGAGCACGAUGUCUGGGAUAUCUAUCACGCUCAGUUGGACGCCCAGGGACGGAAGAGCUUGAAGUCCGUGUUAGCCUCCUCCGUGCUUUACGCCGGCUCCCAGGCCCUUGUUUUCUUCUGUACCGCGCUCGGGUUCUGGUACGGCGGUACGCUGCUCGGAAAACACGAAUAUUCCAUCUUCCGCUUCUUCGUGUGCUUCGCCGAGGUCCUCUUCGGCGCGCAAUCCGCAGGAACCGUGUUCUCGUUCUCCCCGGACAUGGGCAAGGCCAAGAACGCCGCCGCCGAGUUCCGCCGCCUCUUCGACCGGAAACCGACCAUCGACACCUGGUCUGAAGAGGGCGAGCAGCUCGAGUCCGUGGAGGGACACAUCGAGUUCAAGGGGGUGCGCUUCCGCUACCCCAAUCGCCCCGAGCAGCCGGUCCUCCGCGGGCUGAACCUGAGUGUGAAGCCGGGGCAGUAUAUCGCGCUUGUCGGGCCCAGCGGUUGCGGAAAGAGCACUACUAUUGCGUUGCUGGAGCGCUUCUACGAUGCUGUGUCUGGUCGUAUCCUCAUCGACGGCAAGGAUAUCACUAAGCUCAAUAUCAACUCGUACCGCAGCUUCCUGGCGCUCGUCAGCCAGGAACCGACCUUGUAUCAGGGAACGGUCAAGGAUAACAUUAUGCUUGGUGUCGAUGCAGAAGAGAUGCCUGAGAAGGCCAUUGUGCAGGCAUGCAAGGACGCUAAUAUUUACGAUUUCAUCAUGUCUCUUCCGGAGGGCUUCAACACAGUGGUCGGAAACAAAGGAGGCAUGCUCUCCGGCGGCCAAAAGCAGCGUAUCGCCAUCGCGCGCGCCCUCCUCCGGGACCCGAAGGUCCUCCUCCUCGACGAAGCCACCUCAGCCCUGGACUCAGAAUCCGAAAAGGUCGUCCAAGCCGCUCUGGACGCCGCCGCCAAGGGCCGCACGACCAUCGCCGUCGCGCACCGGCUCAGCUCGAUCCAGAAAGCCGAUAUCAUCUACGUGUUCGACCAGGGCAAGAUCGUCGAGAGCGGCAACCACCAGGAGCUGAUCCGCAGCAAGGGCCGGUAUUACGAGCUGGUUAACAUGCAGAGUUUGGGCAAGGCCGGUUGAUUGUCGCUUGUGCUAUAUUUCUGAUUGAUUGAUUGCCCUGCGGCUGUUUCGCGUAUUGUAUGCUUAUAUACACUUCCAUCACCCUAUAAUGUUUUUUGGUCAUUGGUUAUUGGGCAGGUUACCAUUUCCGAGUUAUCUAUCCUUUUGAUGCUGUUUUUUGUGAUGUUCUUUCUCCCUUCUCCACUUGGGCUUUGGGAUAAAAAUCUUGUUUAGGAGUUGGUUGUUAUUUGUUGUUAUCUAGAUCUGCUGUGCCAGGCUUUCGGUCGUCCGAUAUUAGGCUUGGGAGAUAUCUUUUUAAUGAAUUCAACGCAUCGUAUUAAUA